AACAACCCAGACAAAGAAAAUACGCUAUAGAGCAGAAAUAAAUUACGAAGGGGCGCAAUGGCUUUGAUACCUAUUACGUAUGACUUCAAUCCAUUUUACCCGUCUGUCUAUGCCCCUGCUACACCUUUCAGGAGCCUGAUCUCUAGCGUGCUGAACGAUGAGCUACUUGGCACCGUCAGAGAUGUACCGGCUAAAUGGAGCCAUGCUUUUUACUUGGAUAACUUCAGACCGGAAGACGUAAAAAUGAGCGUAGAGGACGGCAACGUUAAAGUUCACGCUCGCCACGUCCGCGGAGACGACGAAAACGGGGAGAUGCGGGAGGUGAAACGGUGCAUCAAAAUUCCAGACGGCGUUGACCAGACCAAAGUUCAAGGAAGGAUGAUGAAUGACCGAACGUACGUUGUUGAAGCGCCACUCUUGCGUAAUGAAGCUGAGGAAGUGGAACUUAAAGUAGAGAGUGUUCCAGCCAUUACAGAUGGUAAGGAAAAAGACAUGCAGUUAGUCGAGAGCAAUAAGAAACCGUUUGAAACCAAACUGGACUUGUCAAUGUUUGACCCCGCAGAUGUCAAGGUCAAACGACGUGGAAACAUCGUGUCAGUCUCCGCAGAUCACCAGAGCGAGGAAAAUGGGAUGAAAAUAUCCCGGUCUUACAGGCGUGAGUUUAUCGUGCCACAGGGCGUGGACUAUAAGCAAAUCAAGUGUGUCCGGGACCCCAAAGGACGAGUGGCGGUCAUGGCCCCUAAAGCUGAGAAGUAAUGUGCCCUCGACAGCUGGGUAGGUGCUUCGUUAUAGAAAUAUAACCAAAUUGAACAUUUUUGUUAACCUAGCUUAUGUCAAUGUGAGUAUCCCUGUAUGUGGAUGUGAAAGAAACGACUGAAAACGUGCUUCUAUGUUGACCAGAAGAUUAUGUUGAAUGCAUAUGGUGAAAAAAAUGUACCAAGUUAAUAUUUGUUAUCUAUAUUUAGAUCGCAUGCAUAAUAUUUCCCAACUGUUUUUUAUUGUAAAUAUAUGUAGUAGAAUACUAUAGUUAUCAUUUUCAUUUUGAAACAUUUUUGUAUUAAUUGUUUAUAUAGCUAGUGCUUAGAAAAUGUUAAUUCAGAAUGUUAAUAUACAUGCAACGUUCAAUUAACAGAUCGCACUGUAUGUCGCAGGUAUAUGUACAUAUGUAUUGUAAUAACCUAUUUGUAUCUGCUUGGUUCCUUAUUUUACCUGCAAUUGACAGUAAUAAAAUUACUUUGAUUA
Molecule: messenger RNA, 1242 nt
Organism: Saccostrea echinata
Lineage: Eukaryota; Metazoa; Mollusca; Bivalvia; Ostreida; Ostreidae
Product: heat shock protein beta-1-like
Exons: 1
Coding region: 58-756 (232 amino acids)
Biological process (GO): response to heat; protein refolding
Molecular function (GO): protein folding chaperone
Source: RefSeq, a predicted model, not a curated record